AUGGAGUCUCCGCUAAUUUCAACCUUUGGUGAGCGCUUGGAAUCGUUUCCAAGCUCCACUGAAGACUAUGCAAAAAUAAGGCAUAGACUCUCGAAUAGACUACAAAAGCUCCGCCGUGCACUCAAAAUUCAAACCAAGGAUACGAAAAACUAUAGGGCUAAAGAAAAGACGUCCUCGAUUAGUCCGGAGGAUUACGAAAAGGACACCAGAUUUGGUGAUCUUCUUUUAUAUCUAAUUGAAAGAGACCUUGUGUUUGUGGAAGAGAUCACGUAUGGCCAGAUUGAGUACUCAAGAACCACAAAGACAUUAACCAUAUCCAAACUGAAAAAAGCUCGUCAACAUGCUAAGCACUUACUUUCCCUGCUGGCGAACGAGCAAGACGAUCUCAAGUUGCUUGCAAUUCUAAUUUUAGCCAGCUAUGUUGAAGGUCGCUUGGCAUUUUCACGCAGCAAAUGGGCAGAGGCCGCAUUCGCUUUGUCGGUCGCUCGUUGCUCAUUGCAGUACUUGUCUCAAACGGAAACUUCUGACCUGUACACCCAGAUCAUUGAGGGAUACAUUGACUCUGAGUUGAAAAUUUGUGCACUGAAACUGGAGAACGACAGAAAUCCAGAUCUCCUCCAAUUUUCAAAGACAUAUGCCACCAAAGACACCAUUACUUAUUUGAGUAAGGCUAUCAAUAUGGUGAAGGCCAAAGAUGGAGACGUUCUCAAGCCUAUCUCCAAGACCACGCUGGUCGAUUCAGUUUCGUGGUUCGAAUUUAGUGCUCCGCUGAAGGAUUUGGAUCUUGCUAGAGCCAUCACCAAAGCACAAACCGAGGAAAAGAAUGUGGUGGAGACUGAUCCUGCAUCGUUUGACAGGUCGUUUUUACUGUGGACUGAUGCAUCGAACUCCCACAAGAGCUCAUUGAAAGGUGGCAUAGAAUCCGAUGACGAUGAAAAUCAGGACAAAUACGUGAUCAUGACGUAUAUCGAUUACCACCAACUGCUCCUCAGAAUUAGAAGAAACAUUUCCCUUCUGAACAGAGUGAAUGCGAAACUAAACAAGAAAAAAACAGUUUCGAAAGCUGCGUUUUUGGAAAACGCUAAGGAAUGUGUCAAGCUAUACGAAGAUGUCAUAUCAUCAUUCAAAGAACUCACAGAGCUUUCAGGCGUGGCCCAUAACGAGAGCCUCCACUCUUCCCUUGUAUCGCUGCAAGUGUACUUCUCUGCGUUGAAAGCAUACAAGUUAGCUAAGUCUUACUUGAUAUCCAACAAGUAUGCGGAGUCACUCGCAUUGCUUAAUAAGACCGUGGAAAUCCUCAAAGAGGUGAAACCGUUGGAGGAGGAAUUUGAGGGAGGUAUUCCAAACAACGAGGAGAUUGAAAAGUUCAGAUCUGAGUCUACUUCUCUGUUCACAAAAGUUCAUGUUCUGACCAUGUACUUCACCAAAGAAAACCACAAGCCUCUUCUUGGAGACUAUCUGAUUGAUAAUGUCGAUGCAUUCCCAGAUCUGACUAACGAGGAGUUACUCGCUAAAAUAGCCGAUCUCGAUGCAAGGGUUAAACCUGUGGGAGUGAAGCCUGUUCUGUUUGACGUCGCAUUCAACUAUAUAGGCUACGACUCAGAUUUGUCCAAGGUGUCUGCCGGUGAUUCGAAGUCGGAGAAGAAAGCCGGCUUCUUUGGCUUAUUUGGACGUUAA
This is a messenger RNA of Ogataea parapolymorpha DL-1, 1677 nucleotides long. RefSeq names its product Signal recognition particle subunit SRP68. Gene Ontology annotation, biological process: SRP-dependent cotranslational protein targeting to membrane. NCBI's taxonomy places the organism in Eukaryota, Fungi, Ascomycota, Pichiomycetes, Pichiales, Pichiaceae. The record is from RefSeq and is a predicted model, not a curated record. Gene Ontology annotation, molecular function: endoplasmic reticulum signal sequence receptor activity; 7S RNA binding; signal recognition particle binding. The coding region runs from base 1 to 1677 and encodes 558 amino acids. The transcript has a single exon. Gene Ontology annotation, cellular component: signal recognition particle, endoplasmic reticulum targeting.